Messenger RNA from Clonostachys solani, 2460 nucleotides. NCBI's taxonomy places the organism in Eukaryota, Fungi, Ascomycota, Sordariomycetes, Hypocreales, Bionectriaceae. The record is from the annotation of a GenBank genome assembly.
AUGGCAUCGGCAAAUACUCUCAACAGUGAUGACGGCGGUGCCAGUGCCGUCGACAUCGCCAGCAGCGUCGGCACUUGGUUGGCCGCCGGCCUUGCCAUCAUCGCGCUCGUCGGUAUAGUCGGGCCCUUCUUCGCCCUCCAGGCCUCCCUCAGCGACAGCAACCGCGCGAUGAACGCCGUCCAAGACCAGCCGCAGAAAUACAUCACCCGCGGCUACCGGCUGACCAAGGGACUACGCAUCUUUCGCCGGAUCCGCGUGCCCAACCUAUCGCGCGGCUACAUCUCCAAUGAACCUGACGACACUCCCCUGAUGCCCCUUUCGGCCGCGUUGGGUCACUUUGAAUUCACACCAGGCGACUACUUGCCCUGGAAUACCGGCUGGGCCAAGCUUGCGGAGAUGAUUGGGGCGUAUAGCGCCCAUGAUUCGGUCAGUGACAAGCCGAUUCCGCUGGGCGUUCCACAGCAAGGCGGCACUCUCGAGGUUGUGAACGGUCGAACGACUUUGGUCGUUAAUAAACACUGGAUCCUGCUCCUUGGCCUCCUCGGGCGCUAUGGAAAACGCAGCGACGGCGGGGUGCUGCAAAAUCGAGGCGUGCGGAGGGAUUUUGGAGGCGAACGCGGAUCCAUCCAACACUUUGGACUUUUGCGCAAAGAGGCCAUAAGAAAGGUUGGGCCUUUACGGCAGAGAAUAGCCUCAUACGAGAGGACAACGAUGGUUCGCAGAAUAAGACAGGAGUCGAUCUCCUCCUCCGACAACAGCGAGACGGACUUCGACUCCGAUGAAGAGUGUAUGUCGUUGCGCCGCACGGCAUAUGGGGAGUGGAUACUGGACAAGAGGGCCCAGCCAAUUCUCCACGGAGUGACAGGGACCAUCAAAGGACUUGGGCGUCAUAAAGGAUCAUGGAGCUACCUGACGUCCAUCUCGUUCGUGCCGCACACAGCCAGGGAGAUCUUCCCUCGUUCCAUACAAACGAAGCGUGAGUCUUCAUCGAUGCAGACGUUGUUUUGGCUUGCUCAUGGCUUUCUCCCAUCUGGUCGCACGCCUGAGGGUAGGCAGAUUGUGAUAUCUAUGGAAGGCUCUGUGCCUGGUAUGGAUUCUAGGGACGUCAUUGUCCCCUCUGGCGAAGCUCCAGAUUCGUGGACGCCCUUCACUCUCACUGAAUCAGAUGACAUCCCCAUCUCUCUAGGACAUGCAAUGAAACAUCUCGGUAUACCCGAACCGAUGGUAUUGCAAUUCCUUCCAGUCGAUGGGGCGAAAGGCAAUGAUCAACCGUAUGUUCACCUUCAUCCGGUUCUUCGGAAGCCCAUGGCCCCCGUAAAACCCGGCACGCCAUCGACGACAGACACAGAUGCAGAAUGGCAGGCGGAUGCUGUGGCGCAAAUGGGUCCGGCAUUCGGUGUCCAUGAUAAAUGGCUCUUUUACAUGAACGAAAUCGACGGAGUCUCUUGGACGUUUCUUCGGGCAGAGCUAGAACGGCCUUUAUCCAUUAUUCUCAGCUUGGAUUGGGAUGAAUGGGGGUUCAUGUUGUGGAAGGAUAGAUUCUGGAUAUCACUUCUUCAAGGCUCUACAGCCAUUUUGCGAGGAGAAUGGAUCGGGCAUACCGUUUUUGCCGAGUCUCUCCAGCUAAAUUAUCCCGUCAACGCAUUUCGGUGGAAGGUGCAAAGUCGAUUCCAACAGCAGAAACUCAGAGACUAUCUUCACUUUGAUACGGCCAUUUCCUCGCUGAUCAAAUCGUCAGCAGUUAUGCCUCUUCGCCUAUCAAUUGCCAUACUUUUCAUCAUGGACCCUUCGUUCCGGGAUAGGGUUGAAGCAGUGUGUGAACGACUCGGUAACCCCGAAAUAUACGAAAAGGUCCAAAGGGAGAGUUGGCCAGAUGAAAUAGCGAAAGAGGAAACAAUAAUGAGGGAAAUAGAGGAGGACUAUGAGAGAGACAAGGCGAGGCACGAAGAUGACGAGGAACAGCUGUCCGCCAAGUCAGACACCGGCCCACCCACCUAUACAUCACUUCGUAACAUGUGGGUUGAUAUUUUAACGUUGGAUAAGUUUGGCAUGGAUUACUUAACUAAUACGCCCGACGGACAUCAUAUUCUUGUAAAACGACCGCUGCAAGAGUGGGAACAAGACUACGUUUUUAAACAUACUUCCCAGGCGAGGAAGGUCGCGGAGAUGAAGACACUUGAGGAACAGGGUACGGUGACAGCGCUGGAGUACGAACAUAAAACGAACCAAAUAGUAUGGUAUCGGGACCAGAAGUCGAAAGAGCAGUCGGAAACCUGGAAGCUUGGCACCCGAGCCCAUGGAAGGCCAUCAAGCAAUGAGGUACUUCCACUAACAGAGAAGGAGAUUGUUCUUGUGGGAUUGUGGGCAGCGAAUCGAGCUGCGCUCUGGCUCAGCGCUCAGGAUUCAAGGCCUCUCCUAUCUUUCGUAGAGGACUUGGACCCUUUUGUAUACGUCCUUUAG